AUGAGCGACAACGUCGACGCUCGGCAGGCCAAGAAGCACAAGGCGACGCUCCUGCCGCCGGAAGUGCUUCAAGUCGUAGCCACGUACCUGCAAGAUGGCAAGACGAUGCAUGCCUUCGUCUUGGCGCUGCCACCCGCGUGGCGCACGGAGCCCAUGGCCGCGCUCGCCACGCUCUACGAGGCCGUCUGCAGCGGUCAGCUCACGAACACAAACAUGGCGAGUCUGUGGCACACGCUCGACUUGCGGUACCUCACGUUCAUGCCAAAGGAGCUCAUUCCAAUCUUCCAAGCCUACGCGCCGAUGCUACCAAGGCUCCAAGCCAACCUCAAGGUCCAUCGCCAUCUUCGCCUUCCGCGAGACACUCCAGUAACGCGGACGCGUAUCUGGUCGGCCAAAGAGCUCGCAAUAGCUCUCAACGACUGGGCGCAGCAGCUGCAGAGCCUCGGACUACAGCAAGACCCCAAGAAACUGCCGAUCCAGCUCGUCUGCGAGGUGCUGCCCAGAUUGCUCAAGCUCCGUCGCCUCGACGUCCGGUGGCAUCCUGACGCGCGUGCAGAAGAGACGAUGUCUCUCCUCAAUCGGCUAAUCGCUUCCAACGUCACGGAGCUGUCGCUGCACUACGACGUCAACUCCGCGGCGCAGUGGACCGCGAGAGAAGUCACUGCUUUGACACACUGGUUCCAAGCCAAGCCCGUCACCUCCAUUCGUCUUGUGGGUGUGCCAAUCAAGGUUGCGAAUGCAGAGACCCUCGCACGCGCGCUCCUACAAUCACAAACGCUCAAGUCCCUCAGCGUCGAUGGCGGACAAUUGCCGCGCACGCUCUUCAGCCUCAGGUUGUCGCUUCCGACCCAGCUCGAGUCGCUUCAUACGUAUGUGCGGCGGUCCGAGGACGUGCCUGGCCUCACAGAUACCAUCGCUGGCUCCAAUCUGCGCACGUUGACGGUGGGGACUCUGGUCCCUCUGGAAAAGGACGUGGUGUUGGCGACGAACUUCUUGGACGCGAUCAUUAGCCUUCCGCGGCUCCGGCAUCUCUCGAUCACUCACACAGCGAUGCCACUGCCGUCGGUCGUGCGACUGAGCGAGCGACUGCCAGCGCUCACGAGUUUGCAGCUUCAAAACACACGCCUUGACGACUUUGGCAUCGCCGUGCUCGCCCGCGCCCUUCCGAACUGCCGUCAUCUUGAAGCGUUGAAGCUCGACGAUCAAGAGUGCACGCACUGGGCUGCCGAGUAUUUGGCCUCGAAGAUCCCAGACUGUCCGUCGCUCAAGAACCUGGACAUGAACUUCAACCCGAUUGGCUCGCGCGGCCUUCGUGCAUUCUUGCCUGUCGUGCGCUACCUCGACACUCUCAGCCUCUCUGGUUGCGGCAUCGAUGACGACGGUGCGGACGCGCUUUGCCGUGUGAUCGACUCGACCGACCACCUCUACAAACUGAGCUUGCGGGCCAACCGAUUCUCGACAGACGCAAUGAAGCGCAUCAUUCGCGCAGUCUCGACGUCCUCCACUCGGUGGGGCACCGUCUACCUUUGCGACGUCAUAGAAGAUGAAGAGGAGCUGGACAGGUGCAGGCGGUGCGCCAAAAGGUACCUCCGCAACGAGUCGUGGUGUAUCGUGGAGUAGCCGUUCCCACUCGUGUACUACAUGAUUGAUACUGUCGAAU
Saprolegnia parasitica CBS 223.65 is the source of this 1660-nucleotide messenger RNA. RefSeq lists its product as hypothetical. Gene Ontology annotation, biological process: activation of GTPase activity; nucleocytoplasmic transport. Gene Ontology annotation, cellular component: perinuclear region of cytoplasm; cytosol; nucleus. The record is from RefSeq and is a predicted model, not a curated record. Bases 1 to 1620 code for a protein of 539 amino acids. Gene Ontology annotation, molecular function: GTPase activator activity; small GTPase binding. The transcript has a single exon. NCBI's taxonomy places the organism in Eukaryota, Oomycota, Saprolegniomycetes, Saprolegniales, Saprolegniaceae.